UCAUUCGCAGCUGAACCAAUCCAAUCAGUUGACAGCGACCCGAGUGAGUAGUUGUUUGUGUGUUGCGAACAAUAUUUUAUUUUGUAAACGCAUAAAUAAACAUGAGAUAUAACGAGCUUGGCGAUACUGGUAUGAAGGUCUCCCAUAUCGGACUGGGAGGGGCAGCAUUCAGUAAUAUCUAUGGAACGUAUGAUGAAAAAAGGAGCUUCGAGCUUAUAAGGGAGUCGCUGAACCGAGGCGUGAAUUAUUUAGAAACUGGACCAUGGUACGGUCAAGGCAGUUCCGAGAGGACAUUAGGAAAGGCGCUUAAAGAUGUGCCGAGGAGUUCUUUUUUCAUUGGCAGUAAAGUCGGACGAUACGAAAAGGAGCCAGAGCGUAUGUUUGACUUUUCAGCAGAGAAGACCGAAGCAGGCGUGGACAAUACGUUAGCUUUGCUUGGUUUGGAUUACGUCGAUCUAAUUCAGGUUCAUGAUGUGACUUUUGCCCCCGAUAUGUCAAUUGUACUUAAAGAGACCCUACCAGUAUUGGAAAGGGCUGUGCGUGACGGAAAAGCACGAUACAUUGGAAUAGCAGACUAUGACAUAGAUUUGUUGAAAGAAAUCGUCGAAGAAUCUGAAGUUAAAAUAUCCACAGUAUUGUCGUAUGCAAAAUCUACGCUCUUUGACAAUCGCUUACAAAAUUACACUAAUUUCUUUAAGAGUAAACGUGUAGGUGUGAUCAAUGCGGCGGCUACUGGAAUGGGUUUGCUCUCCAACAAAGGACCACAGCCAUGGCAUCCGGCCAGCGAUGAUGUUAAGGCUAUCUGCAAAAGAGCCUCUGAUUACUGCAAAAGUAAGAAUGUGGAAUUGGCUCGCAUUGCAUCCUGGUUCACGUUAAAUCAACCCGGCAUCGACGUUAAUAUCUGCGGUUUCUUCAAUGUGGAGCAAAUGGUUGACACACUCGACAUAUUGGAGAGCGGACUCAGCGAACAUGAGAAAAUAGUUCUGUCUGAGAUACAGACUAGGUUUUUUGAUAAAGUUACACUCCAUUGGGACGACGUGGAACUACCAGCGUACAGGGCCGAACUCGACAAAGUAAUGAAUAAGUAAAUUUUAUUACAAUGUUCUAUAUCAAAUUCUAUUAAAUGUUUAGCUGAAUGUCAAUCUCACCGUAUUAU
Messenger RNA from Papilio machaon (common yellow swallowtail), 1156 nucleotides. Its product is annotated as L-galactose dehydrogenase. Gene Ontology annotation, molecular function: L-galactose dehydrogenase activity. The record is from RefSeq and is a predicted model, not a curated record. The transcript has 7 exons. NCBI's taxonomy places the organism in Eukaryota, Metazoa, Arthropoda, Insecta, Lepidoptera, Papilionidae. The coding region runs from base 102 to 1088 and encodes 328 amino acids. Gene Ontology annotation, cellular component: cytosol.